Coniosporium apollinis CBS 100218 is the source of this 1488-nucleotide messenger RNA. RefSeq lists its product as uncharacterized. The coding region runs from base 1 to 1488 and encodes 495 amino acids. The record is from RefSeq and is a predicted model, not a curated record. NCBI's taxonomy places the organism in Eukaryota, Fungi, Ascomycota, Dothideomycetes. The transcript is spliced from 2 exons.
AUGUUCAGCAAGACCAUUCUCGCUUCGGCCGCCUUCGCUGCGCUUGCUGCGGCAGCACCUGCACCACAAGUGCCUGGAUACACAGGCGCCGAUGCCCCGUACGCGGACUCGACUGGCAACGGCAUCUACCCUCUCGCCACCACCUUCGGUCCCGACACGACUGUCCCUGCCACAUCGGUGUCGACCGGCGGUCCUCCCAAUGUGAGCGAAGGGCCUCUGACUGGUCCUACCAGCCAUGGCCCAUUCUCAGGCACUCCCACCACAACAGGCGCAGUGACGGCGCCCUCUACCCUCGCCGCUUCCAUUCCUGCCUUGCCGCCAAACCCUACGGCGACAUACUACAACGCGAACGGCACGCUCCUAAACCCCGCGCCGGCUCCUUACACACCCGCCGGUGGCCUGGGCACCAAUGGCACCGAGCCGCGAUACAUGGUCAACAGCGACUUCGAUUUCGAGUCAAUAGCACUUGCACUUUACCAGGAGUGGAUCGAGCUUGACCUCUUCCACAACGGUCCUGCUACUUUCUCCGAGGAGGACUUCCUCGAGGCUGGUCUCACUGCCGAAGACCGUGACUACAUCUCGUUCAUGGCUAACCAGGAGGUCGGCCACGCGACGCUGCUGACGAACAUGCUUGGCGAGGCAGCGCCCAUCCAGUGCACGUACAACUACCCCUACUCGACCGUGCGCGAGUACAUCGACUUCAACCAGAAGCUGACCAAGUGGGGCGAGGCCGGCGUGUUCGGUUUCCUCAACCACCUCGACGCCCGUGAGGUCGGUCAGAUGCUCACACAGUCCAUUGCGGUAGAGUCUCGGCAGCAGAUGUCUUUCCGCCAGAUGCUCGGCCAGCCGCCAAUGCCCGUCUGGUUUGAGACCGGUAUCCCGCAGUCAUGGGCAUGGACGUACCUUGCGCCGUAUAUCUCUGAAUGCCCGGCCAACAUCACCCGCCUUGCAUGGCAGAACUUCCCGGCAUUGCACGUCGUCAACCAGCCUAACCCGAACCGCAUCUCGCCUAAUAACACCGCCGACUAUGAGGUUGUUGGCAACCGCACCGGUGACCCAAGCAUCAGCGAGAUCCCGAACGAGGAGUCUUGCGUGAACCUCAACGUUACUGGAUCAGGAUGUGGCCCUGCCAUCGCCCGCAACCGCUCCGAGCCGCUGUCCUUCCCCGGCAGACAGGUGCGCUUCACGUGGGAUGCACCUGGCCAGGCCGUCGGACCCAACAACAGCUAUGUGACAUCCACGUCUGCAGGCGCACCUGCCUUCGUCGCCUGGGUCUCUCAGCUCAACCUCACGUACACCCCGCUGCACCACACCGGCAACAACUCGGGCUUCACCUACCAGCCCGGCGGGCAUGUUUACCAGAACGACCCGGCCGUCAACGACACCAUGUUUGUUGCGCUGACCGACUCGGAUCUCUAUCUUACGCCGUUUAACCUAUCCAUGAUCAACCCGCACGUUGUUGCGCUUGGGCUCUACACCGCUGGUUAA